This is a messenger RNA of Tinamus guttatus (white-throated tinamou), 2165 nucleotides long. The record is from RefSeq and is a predicted model, not a curated record. Lineage: Eukaryota; Metazoa; Chordata; Aves; Tinamiformes; Tinamidae.
ACAAGCUGCUGGAGAAGUCGGACCUGCACGCAGUGCUGGCCGACAAGCUGCAAGCGGAGAAAUAUGACGUGCAGAGCAGGCAUGAGAUCAGCCCAGGACACGAUGGCACAUGGAAUGAUGCUCAGCUGCAGGAACUGGCCCAGCUGAAGAUAAAGCAUCAAGAGGAGCUGACAGAGCUGCACAAGAAACGUGGCGAGUUGGCCCAAUCUGUAAUUGAUCUGAAUAACCAAAUGCAGCAGAAAGACAAAGAGAUGCAGAUGAAUGAAGCUAAGAUUGCAGAAUAUUUGCAAAAGAUCUCUGAGCUGGAAACAGAAUGCCAGGAAUUGCGUAGCAAGCUGCAAGACCUUGAGCGAGCUAAUCAGACACUGAAAGAUGAAUAUGAUGCUCUCCAGAUCACCUUCAACGCCCUGGAAGAAAAACUGAGGAAAACUACUGAGGAUAACCAGGAGCUGGUCUCACGUUGGAUGGCAGAGAAGGCCCAAGAAGCCAAUCGUUUGAAUGCAGAAAACGAAAAGGAUUCAAGGAGACGACAAGCCAGGCUGCAGAAGGAGCUGGCAGAAGCUGCCAAGGAGCCGCUGCCCGUUGAAACCAGGGAUGAUGAUAUCGAAGUACUCGCGGACGAAGCCUCUGACACCGCUGAGGAGACGUCCCCCGUGCGAGUUGUCACCCGCACGUCCAGUAAGCGACUCUCCCAGCCAGCUGGAGGCCUUCUGGACUCUAUCACUAAUAUCUUUGGUCUGUCUGAGUCUCCCCUUUUGGGACAUCCAUCUUCCGAUGCUGCCAGGAGACGCUCUUUGUCCUCGCUCCCUGCUCCGCAGGAUAACGCCGAGCCCCAUCCGGGUUCCAGUAAAGAAGUGAGGGUGCCCAAUACUGCCAUAUGUGUCUUUGACGCGCAUGACGGGGAGGUUAACGCGGUGCAGUUCAGCCCUGGCUCCCGGUUACUAGCAACAGGAGGCAUGGACCGGAGGGUUAAGCUUUGGGAAGUCCUGGGAGAUAGGUGUGAGCCCAAAGGUUCCCUCUCUGGUAGCAAUGCUGGGAUUACAAGCAUAGAAUUUGAUAGUGCUGGUUCUUACCUCUUAGCAGCUUCAAAUGAUUUUGCCAGCAGAAUCUGGACAGUUGAUGACAAUCGAUUACGGCACACCCUGACGGGCCACAGCGGGAAGGUUCUGUCGGCCAAGUUCUUGCUGGACAACGCGCGCAUCGUUUCGGGGAGUCACGACCGGACCCUCAAGCUGUGGGACCUCCGCAGCAAAGUUUGUAUAAAAACAGUGUUUGCAGGAUCUAGCUGCAAUGACAUCGUAUGUACUGAGCAAUGUGUAAUGAGUGGACAUUUUGAUAAGAAAAUUCGUUUCUGGGACAUCAGGACUGAAAGCAUAGUAAAAGAAAUAGAACUGUUUGGGAGGAUCACAGCUCUGGACCUGAACUCGGAGCGAACGCAGCUCUUGACCUGUUCCCGCGAUGAUCUGCUGAAGAUCAUUGACCUGCGGGUCAGCGUGGUCAAGCAGACGUUCAGUGCCCAAGGAUUUAAAUGUGGAUCUGACUGGACAAGAGUUGUGUUCAGCCCUGAUGGUAACUAUGUGGCUGCUGGCUCAGCUGAUGGGGCGCUCUACGUGUGGAACGUGCUCACGGGCAAGUUGGAGAGGACGCUGGCAAAGCAUCACAGUUCUCCUAUCAACGCCGUCGCGUGGUCUCCGGCGGGCGCCCACGUGGUCAGUGUGGACAAGGGAAGCAAGGCUGUGCUGUGGUCUGAAUUUUGACUGCACGGAGGGUGAAAGGCAGAGCAUCCAGCGCUCCAUGUGCGGUGCUGCUGGUCCGUGGCUGGACAGAACAGAGCCCCGAGCCCAGAUCCAUCGUGAGCGGGUAUUUAGCGAGCGCCUGGGCUUUGCUUCCUGAUGGGAAGCUCCAAAGCGAUGGAGAAGGAGCCUGAGUCAGACUUCCCGUGGCCCUAAGCGCACUGCGGCAUUCGGACUCAGCAAGGGAUUAGCUGAUCUGGACGGAGAAUGCUAUUUAGUCAUGCCUUUACAUGCAGUAUCUAUGCACUGAGCAGAGCUGAAGAUACUAGUGGGAUUCCUCACCAGACAGCUGUGCCAAAUAUCCUGUCACACACAUGUAUCUACAGCACUUCUAAGUUGGAAAUGUUGGGAAGAAGUUACCGUGUAUUCUGA